Messenger RNA from Zygotorulaspora mrakii, 1098 nucleotides. RefSeq names its product 3-isopropylmalate dehydrogenase (gene LEU2). Gene Ontology annotation, cellular component: cytosol. Gene Ontology annotation, molecular function: NAD binding; 3-isopropylmalate dehydrogenase activity; magnesium ion binding. The transcript has a single exon. Gene Ontology annotation, biological process: L-leucine biosynthetic process. The record is from RefSeq and is a predicted model, not a curated record. NCBI's taxonomy places the organism in Eukaryota, Fungi, Ascomycota, Saccharomycetes, Saccharomycetales, Saccharomycetaceae. The coding region runs from base 1 to 1098 and encodes 365 amino acids.
AUGGCUUCGGUUACAAAGAAAAUUGUUGUUUUACCAGGUGACCAUGUCGGUCAAGAAAUUGUAUUAGAAGCGAUUAAAGUUUUGAAAGCCAUCAGUGAAGCUCACCCAAAUAUCAAGUUCGAUUUUGAGAACCAUUUGAUUGGUGGUGCUGCUAUCGAUGCUACUGGAGUUCCAUUGCCAGACGAAGCUUUAGAAGCUUCAAAGAAAGCCGAUGCAGUUUUAUUGGGUGCCGUUGGUGGUCCAAAGUGGGGUACAGGUUCAGUUAGACCAGAACAGGGUCUAUUGAAAAUUCGUAAAGAAUUGCAACUCUAUGCUAAUUUGAGACCAUGCAAUUUUGCCUCCGAUUCCUUAUUGGAACUUUCUCCGUUAAAGGAAAAGUAUGCCAAGGGUACAGACUUCGUUGUGGUAAGAGAGCUCGUCGGUGGUAUCUACUUUGGUGAAAGAAAGGAAGACAAUGGUGACGGUGUUGCUUGGGAUAGCGAACAAUACUCUGUUCCGGAAGUUCAGAGAAUUACAAGAAUGGCAGCAUUUUUGGCUUUACAACAAAAUCCACCAUUGCCAAUUUGGUCCUUAGAUAAGGCAAACGUUUUAGCUUCGUCAAGAUUGUGGAGAAAAACUGUUGAAGAGACAAUUAAAAAUGAAUUCCCAACAUUAUCUGUAAAUCAUCAAUUGAUUGAUUCUGCUGCGAUGAUUCUGAUCAAAAACCCAACACAAUUGAAUGGUAUAAUAAUAACUAACAACAUGUUCGGUGAUAUAAUUUCCGAUGAAGCAUCUGUUAUUCCUGGUUCUCUUGGCUUAUUACCAUCUGCUUCCCUAGCGUCGUUGCCUGACAAGAAUACCGCAUUUGGUCUAUACGAGCCUUGUCAUGGUUCAGCACCAGAUUUGCCAAAGGGUAAAGUUAAUCCAAUUGCUACAAUUCUUUCGGCUGCAAUGAUGUUGAGACUUUCUUUAAAUAUGGCCGAGGAAGCUGCUGCUGUUGAAGCCGCUGUUAAGAAGGUUUUAGAUUCUGGUAUUAGAACUGGCGAUUUAGGUGGUUCGAAUUCGACUUCCGAAGUGGGUGACGCUGUUGCUAAGGCUGUUAAGGAAAUUUUGAAAUGA